AUGAGCGCUGAUCUGGAGCGCGUUUCGCUCAACACAUCGGUGAACUCGGCCGGCUCGGGCGGCCGUGCGCUUUCGGCGAAUGUACGGAGGCUCCACAACACUCUCAACCUGCUGCUCAGCGACCUGGAGAGAGAGCAGUUCAUCCACUGUCUCAAUGUGUACCACGCCAAGCGCAACGUCUUCGACCUGGUCCAAACUCUCAAAGUGAUUCUCAACACGCCCGGGAAACGACAGCUGCUGCCCAUGCUGCGUCUGGUUAUCCCGAGGUCCGACCAGCUGCUGUUCGACCAAUACACGUCCGAGGGACUCUACCUGAAGACGGAGCUGCUCCCCAGCAACGGCAGCACGGAGGGCUUUGGAGACGAGGGCGACUCAACUCUACAGAAAUAUGUCAGCUCCCUGCACGAGCAGCCGCUCAGCUCCGGCUGUCCGGACGGUUACAGCGCCGCAGCGGAGCUGUCGGCUUCCAUGGCCCAGCCGUUCUUCGAGGCUGCCUUUGGAGAGGUGCGCCAAGUCACCCUGACGCGCUCCAGGAGCCACGAGGGUCUGGGCUUCAGCAUCCGCGGGGGGUCGGAGCACGGAGUGGGGAUCUACGUGUCCCUAGUAGAGCCGGGCUCAUCCGCCGAGAGAGAGGGACUGAGGGUCGGGGACCAGAUAGUGACUGUGAACGACAUGAUGUUUGACAAUGUCUCUCACAUCGAAGCAGUGAAGGUGUUGAAGGGAUGCAAGAAGCUGGCCAUUUCCGUGUGUUCCAUGGGUCGGAUUCCCGGAGGCUACAUUACCAACCAUGUGUACAGUUGGGUGGACCCUCAGGGACGGAGCGUUUCCCCGCCACCCGACAGCCACGAGGCAAACCAGAGGCAAGGACAGGGCAUGGAGGAGAGGACGGUAAACCUGAACAUGGACGACGGUCGCUCUCUGGGCCUAAUGAUCAGAGGUGGUGCUGAGUAUGGACUGGGGAUCUACAUUACAGGAGUGGACCCAGGAUCUGCUGCAGAUGCUGGUGCACUAAAGGUGGGUGACCAGAUCCUGGAAGUGAACGGUCAGAGCUUUGUCACCAUCUCCCACGACGAGGCCGUUCACAUCCUAAAAACAGGACACCAUUUGCUUAUGAAGGUGAGGGAUGUGGGUCGUCUGCCUCAUGCACGCACAGUGGUGGAUGAGACCAAAUGGAUCUGCAGUCAGGCCAUUGCUGAGACCAAUGCUACAGCGAAUCCAAAUUCUGUUACCAACCCCACUGUCAAUGCUGGCGUCCACGUUAGUGUCAGUGCUACUACCUGCAGUACAAGACCGUCCUCAGGCAGAGCUACUCCUGUAUUAGGAAAGCCAGCAGCAUACAGAGGAGUGGGCCCUCCAGGCACUCAGGUGUCUCUGGAGCAGCAGGCCUACAUGCUUCUGACGGAGCCGGAGAGGCAGACCAUGGCCUAUUACCUGCAGGAGUACCAGGAGGGACACAUAGGAGUGGAGCCGCUGGCUAUGGCUCUGUUUGAGCUCUUCAACACACAUGCAAAGUUAUCCAUGCUGUCUGAGGUGAGGAGUCUGGUGGCUCCUCAGGACCUGGAGUUCUACGACAGGCUGGUGUUGCACCGUGAGAGGGAGGCUCACCAGGCCUGGCAUGGAGGCCUGGGAGUGCUGCAUCCACAGAGCCACUGCAACCACUCUACCCCUGUGAUCCAUGAUGUAGGACACACAGUCCCUGCUACGACUGACGGCUCUGUUGGUGGCUGGACAGAAAAAGACCAGGAGGAGAACACUAAUACCUUACAAAACAUUUCACUGGAUGAAAUGCAGGCGUCAAGUGAAUCUCCUAAAUUCUUCAGGUCCGCCUCUCCCCAGGCUCAGAACAGGCCGCCCAGGGAAAAGGAGCUCAGCCGGAAGCCUUCAGCCCGGCGGUUGCAGCCCGGCUCCAGUCUGCUUUUCACUGGCCCCACCCGGCUGCUCCAGGACUGCCUCCACAAGUCGCUGAAAUCCCUCCCCACCAUCAACCAGCCCUCACAAGCCUCCGCCCACCACACCUGCACUGGUGCCACCCACCACACCUCCCUCAAUGCACUCCAUCAUACCUGCCAGAGUUCCCCUCAGCUCUCUGACUCUGAACACCACAACUACCCCCAUUUCGCUCAUCACUUCCACCCCCAUGCUGCCCACAGCCGGCCCAGUUCGGGACACCACACCUGCCCAGGCUUCCUGCACCACCGGGACUCCGCCAAGCCAGAGGUGUCUAUCAAGCUCGCCUGCAGAUCCAGCUCCUAUGAAAAGUCCUGCAUCUUGUCAAAGUCUGCAUCCUCCUCCAAAGCGGCAUCUCCCAUACCGUCCCCUCAUCUGUCACCCCAUCCCUCGCCAUGUCCCUCUCCAUGCCCCUCGCUCAUCACACCUGCUGCUCCACCCUGUAGUCCUGACCAGCCUUGCUCACCUGCCCUCACACAGAAAGUCAUGAUAACAGACAUGAACCGGCUGUCUGCGGACUCCAGACCACAGCAAAGAGGGGCCACGCUGUCCCAGCUGUCAGACAGUGGCCAGACUCUGAGCGAGGACAGUGGUGUGGAUAUAGCCGAGGCAGGAGGCCUCAGUAAGGACGGCAGCCCUCGACCUAGCAAGAACCAGCAGGGCCAUCUGGAGCAGCCAGGGGCCCAUGCACCUCCUGCAGGCUCCACCAGACAACAGACUGGCUCACCGGUCCCAGUGCCCACUGCUACCUUGGUACGAGUCGUGAAAAAUGCCAACACCCUUGGUAUCGCUAUAGAGGGGGGAGCCAACACUCGUCAACCUUUGCCACGCAUAGUCACCAUUCAGAAAGGAGGCUCAGCUCAUAACAGCGGUCAGCUGAAGGUGGGUCAUGUCAUCCUGGAGGUCAACGGCAUUCCCCUGAGAGGACGGGAGCACAAAGAUGCUGCCCAGAUCAUAGCUGAGGCUUUCAAGACCAAGGAGAAGGACUACAUCGACUUCCUGGUAGUUGAGCCAGGACUCUAA
Molecule: messenger RNA, 2970 nt
Organism: Plectropomus leopardus (leopard coralgrouper)
Lineage: Eukaryota; Metazoa; Chordata; Actinopteri; Perciformes; Serranidae
Gene: whrnb
Product: whirlin b
Biological process (GO): auditory receptor cell stereocilium organization; sensory perception of sound
Cellular component (GO): stereocilium tip; cilium; photoreceptor inner segment
Molecular function (GO): protein binding
Source: RefSeq, a predicted model, not a curated record